GGAGCCGGGUUGGGCCGCGGCAGCGGGGCCGUCUCCGGCCGCCGUCCCGCCCCUCCCGUCCGGCCUCCGCUGCCGCCGCUGCCGCCGCCGCCGCCACCGCCGGCUGGGGCUUGGUUGAGGCGGACGGUGGGUGCGGGCCGGAGUGUGGCGCCGCGGCCGCCGCUGCGCGAAGGUGCUAGCGGGCAGUCAGAAAAUGGGUAAGAAGAGUCGAGUGAAAACGCAGAAAUCAGGCACUGGUGCUACAGCAAGUGUGUCACCAAAGGAAACCCUGAACCUAACCAGUGAGCUGCUGCAGAAAUGCAGUAGUCCUGCACCUGGCCCAGGAAAAGAAUGGGAAGAAUAUGUGCAGAUCCGGUCUCUAGUUGAGAAAAUACGAAAAAAACAAAAAGGUCUGUCUGUGACUUUUGAUGGAAAAAGAGAAGAUUACUUUCCUGAUCUCAUGAAAUGGGCCUCUGAGAAUGGAGCUUCUGUUGAUGGUUUUGAAAUGGUUAACUUCAAAGAAGAGGGCUUUGGUUUGAGAGCAACAAGAGAUAUCAAGGCAGAAGAAUUAUUUUUGUGGGUUCCACGAAAAUUACUAAUGACCGUUGAAUCUGCUAAAAAUUCAGUGUUGGGGCCCUUAUAUUCUCAAGACCGAAUUCUUCAAGCCAUGGGAAACAUCACUCUGGCCUUUCAUCUGCUGUGUGAGCGAGCCGACCCUAACUCUUUCUGGCAGCCCUACAUUCAGACCCUCCCCAGCGAAUAUGAUACUCCUCUCUACUUUGAAGAAGAUGAAGUUCGGUAUCUUCAGUCAACGCAAGCGGUACACGACGUCUUCAGCCAGUAUAAGAACACGGCUCGGCAGUAUGCCUACUUCUAUAGAGUCAUCCAGACCCAUCCUCAUGCCAACAAACUGCCCUUGAAGGAUUCUUUCACUUACGAGGACUACAGGUGGGCAGUCUCUUCUGUUAUGACUCGACAAAACCAGAUUCCCACGGAGGACGGUUCUCGCGUGACCCUGGCGCUGAUUCCUUUGUGGGACAUGUGCAAUCACACCACCGGCCUGAUCACCACUGGCUACAACCUGGAGGACGACCGCUGCGAGUGUGUGGCUCUGCAGGACUUCCGGGCCGGGGAGCAGAUUUACAUUUUUUAUGGCACUCGGUCAAAUGCAGAGUUUGUGAUCCACAGUGGUUUUUUCUUUGACAAUAAUUCACACGACAGAGUGAAAAUAAAGCUUGGAGUGAGUAAAAGUGACAGGCUCUACGCGAUGAAGGCCGAGGUCUUGGCUCGCGCUGGCAUCCCAACUUCCAGUGUGUUUGCGCUGCAUUUUACGGAGCCGCCCAUCUCUGCCCAACUUCUGGCUUUUCUCCGAGUAUUCUGCAUGACUGAAGAAGAAUUGAAGGACCAUUUGCUGGGAGAUAAUGCUAUCGAUAGAAUCUUCACCUUGGGUAACUCUGAAUAUCCUGUUAGCUGGGACAAUGAGGUCAAACUUUGGACAUUUCUUGAAGAUCGAGCCUUGCUUCUUUUAAAAACGUAUAAAACAACUGUUGAGGAAGACAGGGCCUUCUUGAAGAACAGUGACCUUUCUGUUCGUGCCACAAUGGCCAUCAAGUUACGCUUAGGUGAAAAAGAGAUUUUGGAAAAAGCGGUGAAGAGCGCAGCCAUGAACCGAGAAUACUACCGCAGACAAAUGGAGGAGAAGGCUCCGCUCCCCAAGUACGAGGAGAGCAACCCUGGGCUCUUGGAGAGCGGCGUGGCGGACUCGCGGCUGCCCCUGGUCCUGAGGAACCUGGAGGAGGAGGCUGGUGUGCAGGAGGCCUUGACCCUCCCGGAGGCCGUCAGCAGGGCGAAGGCUGCGGAAAACGGGCUCGUCAAUGGCGAGAACUCUCUCCCCAACGGGACCAGGUCAGAAAAGGAAAAUUUAACUCCGGAGGAAAGUAAAAGAGCGACUGAAGAUGCCAAAGAAUCUUCUUCAGACAGCACUGAGGAAGUGAAAGAGUAGCUCCGAGCUCUGCUGGGGAAUAAGUUUAGAAAAGUUUAUGAACAGUCUAUUUACAUUGCUGUGUUUCCUUGUUCACAUUUUUCUUUCUGCAGAGAGGAAAAUAUGUUUUUGCUGCUUUAUAUAAAAAUGAUUUUUUUUAAGUUAUUUAAAAAAUCUAGCUUCCCUUUUUGAUUAAGAUUGCCAUCUUGCAGAUUCUAGGCAAAACAAGUUAUCAGACCGCGACAUCAAACGGGGAAGAGGUGCCUUGGAAGAUUUUGCAGACCCAUUGUGGGCAAAUGUAUUUUCUUCCUGGGGAAGAAUUCAGUUCCUCUGUCAGCUGUGCUUUUGUGGGUCCGUCAUCUUGACAAGCAGAAUUAAAGCUGCUCUGCCUCUGCCCACGGGACUCGACGGUGGGGCGCUGGGGGGGCAGCUGCACAGCGGAAAACGGGCUGGAGGUUAGGGAACUUGAGAGUCUGGGCAAAAUCUUUUUUUUUUCCUAAAAAAAAUAACACCCUAGUACCAAAAGAAAAGGUAAGGUGGCAACCUUAUUUUUAAUAGUUUUAAAUGUUGAUGAUAAUCCUAAUUAUAUAAAUACACACACACACAUUUAGUGAUUUCUAAAGAUUUGUUUACUUUUUGUGUUUUGUUUUACUGUAUUAAGAGCUUGUCCUUCCUCCUUGAAUCGAAGUAGGACCUGCCUCAUCCUCCUAAUGUUAGUGUCGCCUCUGCUUUUGAAGUGGUGCAUUUGACGUCCAGCGUUGGUAGCGGAGAGUUUGCAAACACACAGCGCCCCCAGCUCUCCGGGGCUGUGUGCACAGUGAGGUGGCUCCCUGACUUUUCUGGUUUUCACAACAAGCUAGAGAUUUUCAAAGCUACACUUUUGAGUAAAAAAGCCUUAUUAAAAGGAACACAUGAUUAAUA
Equus caballus (horse) is the source of this 2881-nucleotide messenger RNA. RefSeq names its product SET domain containing 3, actin N3(tau)-histidine methyltransferase (gene SETD3). Gene Ontology annotation, biological process: actin modification; peptidyl-lysine monomethylation; peptidyl-lysine trimethylation. Lineage: Eukaryota; Metazoa; Chordata; Mammalia; Perissodactyla; Equidae. The record is from RefSeq and is a predicted model, not a curated record. Gene Ontology annotation, molecular function: protein-lysine N-methyltransferase activity; protein binding; protein-L-histidine N-tele-methyltransferase activity.